This is a messenger RNA of Ectocarpus sp. CCAP 1310/34, 1815 nucleotides long. The record is from the annotation of a GenBank genome assembly. NCBI's taxonomy places the organism in Eukaryota, Phaeophyceae, Ectocarpales, Ectocarpaceae.
AUGAGGACGAUAUUCAACUGGGUGGAUUUUCGCUUUCGCGACGUCCGGUUGAGUCUAGAGGUUUCGAAAACGAAGGCGUUAUUGAUGGGCGGGAUUGCCGGGGUGAAAAAAAUCCUGAGGGGCGUUAGCGGAGCGGUAGAACCAGGACAGAUUCUUGCGAUCAUCGGUACUAGCGGCUCGGGCAAGACCUCCUUGCUGGAUGUUUUGGUGGGAAGGGCACGUCGUGGGUAUCACACCCGUACAGUUUCAUUUGCUCGUGGUGCUGUUGAGCGGCGGCCGGGGCGGGAGACGAGAGCUUGGUGCUCGGUUCGCUUCCUAUCGUUUCUGAGCGAAUGGCUGCGGAAAGACAUGAGGCCGGUUCUCGUAGCGUCCGAUCACGUGUGCUGCGUGCACAGCGUACUGGGAACAAAUGAUUCGAAUUUGGGUGAGAUUCCAACACAGUUGUUGCUUGCUGGUCCAAGCUACACUUGGCGUGCUUCGGUGAUAAAUCACAACACGAAAGGGCUGCACAUCACGGGCAAUGUAACCGUCAACGGCAAGGCGAUGUCCAAGGCCUUCUUCUUGGAGAACGCCGCGAUGGGAAACAUCGUUUCCAACCAAAGCGUCCGUGAAAACCUGAUGUCUGCGUGCAAGAUGUACAUGCCUAGCAUGUCUCGCGCGGAAUGCGAUCACCGGGUUGACGAGGUGUUGACCAGCCUGGGCCUGGAAAGCUGCCAGCACACCAAGGUGGCGUAUCUUGUGCGGCAUGUCUCUCUCCUUUGCGUGUGUGAUCCCAACCUCCCGCCUGUUGAGAUAGAACCCGACAUUGAACAACAAGGAGAAGGAAGGGCAGAACUGGCAGCACACGAUGGGGAAUCUACUACGCCGAGGAAAGCCCAGCACAAACUGGGCAAGGCGGUUAACAAGAUACAACUUGAAAAGUUCAUGGAGUCUCUGGAGCACCUCCCCCAGGAGGCGGUACCACCCACGCGGGACAACCCCUACGGAGGUCAAGAGGCCAGGAACAUGGCAUACGCACGAACGAGAAGCUCGCAAGGGCAAGGGGGACACGCGUUCCUGAGAGCGGCUCCCUCCGACCGAGCUCGAGAGAUUCGAUCGAACGAAUUCGUCUACGCGACGAGACGCGCCUUGGGAGUUGAAGAAUUCUUGGCGGAAAGAUGUCCCAGGUGCCACAGAGGCAGGGAAGGCGAGAUCAUCACAACGGUGCACGCAAGGACCUGUCCAAGGGAUGGAGCACAGGUCAACAUGCACGAGCCGUUAAAAUACGCACUAUCGAGAGCACUCAACGGCCUUCGCGUCAAACACGACGUUGAAAGCGGGGCACCGUUCACGGGGGAAAGAAACCUGAGCAUGGACAUCGUCAUCAGGCCAGGAGCCCUCACGAACGCAUCUUCUCCGGGGUACCGCAACAAAGGAAUACUCCUCGAUGUCACACACGCAGACCCGCAAGCACAGGUAACCAUAUCUCGGCGAGUGCAGAGGUACAAGCUCGCAUUGCGCGGGCGUCAAGACGCCGAAAACAGGCGAACAAGAUCGACCUCGAACCAGUCAACGCCAAUGAUAUGGGGAUGGAGUGUAGACGCAUCGUAGAACGCGUUUUCGUUUGAAGUUGGCGUCUUGUUUGAGAGUAGAUGUGACAGAUUUGCGUAGAAUAGGGUAAGAUGUUAUCAUGAACGGAGAAGAAAGGGCUUUUCCAACACGGAGAUGUAGCAUGGAUCAAAGCAUUUGUUGGAUAUCAGCUUUUACAAGAGGACAUCAACGCAGUAGUAUUUUAGCAAGCUUACGAACGCAUGUAGGAUACCAUGAGGAUUAUGA